Cavia porcellus (domestic guinea pig) is the source of this 933-nucleotide messenger RNA. RefSeq names its product olfactory receptor 5W2-like. The record is from RefSeq and is a predicted model, not a curated record. Gene Ontology annotation, cellular component: membrane. Bases 1 to 933 code for a protein of 310 amino acids. The transcript has a single exon. Gene Ontology annotation, biological process: sensory perception of smell; G protein-coupled receptor signaling pathway. Gene Ontology annotation, molecular function: odorant binding; olfactory receptor activity; G protein-coupled receptor activity. NCBI's taxonomy places the organism in Eukaryota, Metazoa, Chordata, Mammalia, Rodentia, Caviidae.
AUGGAAGGAGGAAAUUGCUCUGCCUUGAAUGAAUUCAUUUUCUUGGGAAUUACUGAUAGCACAGAUGUCAGAGUGACCCUUUUUACUAUUUUUCUCCUCAUUUAUCUCAUCGAUCUCUUAGCAAACCUUGGAAUGAUGACUUUAAUAAUAGUGGAUCCCCACCUGCACACACCCAUGUAUUUCUUCCUCAGCCAUCUCUCUUUCUGUGACCUCUGUUAUUCAACAGCAAUUGGACCCAAGAUGCUGGCAGACUUCAUGACAGAGAAAAGCUCAAUCCCUUUCUUGGGCUGUGCUCUGCAGUUUCUGGCUUUUUGUGUCUUUGCAGAUGCUGAGUGCCUGCUGCUGGCUGUGAUGGCCUUUGACAGGUACCAGGCCAUCAGCAACCCCUUGCUGUACACAUCCCACAUGUCCAGCAGGCUGUGCUCCCUGCUUGUGGCUGGGGUUUACCUGGUGGGGCUCACUGAUGCUCUGAUUCACACCACACUGGCAUUCCACUUAUGUUUCUGUGGGUCUAAUGAGAUCAAUCAUUUCUUCUGUGAUUUACCUCCUCUUUUAAUCCUUUCUUGUUCCGACAUACAAGCCAAUGAGCUGGCUGUAUUCAUUGUUUUUGGAAUCAUUGAACUGAGUACCAUCUCAGGAGUACUGGUCUCCUAUUGCUAUAUCAUCUUAUCAGUCUUAAAGAUCCGUUCUGCCGAGGGACGGUUCAAGGCUUUCUCCACCUUCACUUCCCACCUCACUGCAAUCGCCAUCUUCCAGGGAACCAUGCUCUUCAUGUACUUCCGCCCCAGUUCUGCCUACUCCCUAGACCAGGACAAAAUGACCUCACUGUUUUACACCCUGGUGAUUCCCAUGCUGAAUCCUCUGAUAUACAGCCUACGGAACAAGGAUGUGAAAGCAGCCCUGCAGAAACUGAGGAAUAGAAAAUGGUUUUAA